Salarias fasciatus (jewelled blenny) is the source of this 6045-nucleotide messenger RNA. RefSeq names its product docking protein 4 (gene dok4). The coding region runs from base 600 to 1607 and encodes 335 amino acids. Gene Ontology annotation, cellular component: cytoplasm. Gene Ontology annotation, biological process: cell surface receptor protein tyrosine kinase signaling pathway. NCBI's taxonomy places the organism in Eukaryota, Metazoa, Chordata, Actinopteri, Blenniiformes, Blenniidae. The transcript is spliced from 9 exons. The record is from RefSeq and is a predicted model, not a curated record.
GCGACCGCGCGCAUCAACGCCGCAGCCGCACGCGCACACGCAGCAUCCCCGCGGGAUCACGCAGCUGGCGGAGCCUCUGCUCCCCUUGGAUUUUACCGCGUCGUCUCCGCAGACCGGAGCCGGUGGAGCCGGUGCAGCCGGCGGAGCAGGAAGGUCAGGCGCGGAGCAGCGAGCCCCCCCGGACCCCCGGACCCCCGGACAGCGCACCGGGACCCCGCCCGGUGAGCGGCCGCACAGCUGCGGGGCGCCGCCGAGCCGCAUGCAGAGGUACCCAGAAGGAAGCUGAGAGGAAAACCAUGCCAGGAUGAAUGAAUGAACGGAGAAGUGAACCAGAGGAGGAACGGAACAGCUCCAACCUGGAAGAACAGACGGAAAAUACAAAGGCAAGACGUGGAGGGAAACGUCUAGAGCUCCAGGAAGGCGGGAGAACCGACUUCUGGACGUUUUUUUUAUUGACAAGGACUGAAAAACCUUGAGGCGGUGGUGGACAGAAUCUGGGAAAGAUCCAGAAGAGGACUCCAGAGACACUGUCUGAGGGAGGGAAGAAACAUCUGGAUGGUCUCCUCAACCGCGGCCAGCAGGUUUCCUCCCCUCCCAAGAUGGCCUCCAACUUCAACGAUAUCGUCAAGCAGGGCUACGUACGCAUGCGCAGCCGCAAGCUGGGGAUCUACCGGCGCUGCUGGCUCGUUUUCAAGAAGUCGUCCAGCAAAGGACCUCGCCGUCUGGAGAAAUACCCCGAUGAGAAGGCCGCCUACAUUAGAGUCUGUCCCAAAGUGACAGAGAUCAGCAACGUCAAGAACAUCACCAGGUUGCCGCGGGACACCAAACGACAGGCGGUGGCCAUUGUGUUCACGGAUGACACCUCACGCACCUUCACCUGUGAAUCGGAGCUGGAGGCAGAGGACUGGUUUAAGACUCUGUCGAUCGAGUGUCUGGGGACGCGGCUCAAUGACAUCAGUAUGGGCGAACCCGACCUGCUGGCUGCUGGAGUGCAGUGUGAACACACAGAGCGCUUCAACGUCUUCCUGCUGCCCUGUCCCAACCUGGACAUCUACGGCGAGUGCAUGAUGCAGAUCACCCACGAGAACAUCUACCUGUGGGACAUCCACAACCCCCGCACCAAGCUGGUCACCUGGCCGCUCUGCUCGCUGCGGCGCUACGGCCGCGACGCCACCAGGUUCACCUUCGAGGCCGGACGGAUGUGUGACAGCGGCGAGGGCCUCUACACCUUCCAGACCAGAGAGGGGGAGCAGAUCUACCAGAGGGUUCACUCCUCCACUCUGGCCAUCGCCGAGCAGCACAAGAAGGUCCUGCUGGAGAUGGAGAAAAACAGCAGGUUACUGUCCAAGGGUUCAGAGUCUGGCUCCUACCCGUGCACACCGACUGCCAUCCUGCCGCGCUCUGCCUACUGGCACCACAUCACUGGAAACCAGAACGGCAUGGAGCCGGGCAGCGGCGACCCGGCAGAGGACGAGCUGCUGUCCACCCGCCUGCCUCCCAGCCGCCACGCCACGCUGCCGCUGGCGCUGGCCAACGCACACACACAGUCCCAACCGCACAUACACACCAGCUCCCCAACACACUACCCCACCUACCCCGGGCAGUGACACACGCCCAAGACUUUAACAAGGAAGCCCACACACACACACACACACACACACAUGCAUGCAGGCACACGCACACACACAUACACACACUCCUUGGAUGAGCUGAACAGACCAACAUUACACCUCACAGGACGAGCGUUCGGAGCAGCAGACACCGGCCGCCUCGCCGCUCCAGUGCAGAAAGCGAGCUUCCUUGAUGCUCCUCCCCCGCGGCAGACUGAAGCCGACUGAAGCUGAGAAGCCUGGAGGCCUGAAGGAAAGCUCCCAGUAUGCUUUAAACCACCGAGGUUGUCUCAGAAGAAGCGGUGAAGAGCCAUAAAGAUUGUAGGAACGCUUCACACGUACUCAUUUCAUUCCCCGGUUUCCCUGUAGAAGUUUCUAAACGGCCAAACUAGAUCCAACUUUACGAGAGCAGCAUCUUGCUUUGUUAGCCACACUCGUCAGUCACCCAGCGGUUCCUGUAGAUUUUAUCUGAAAAGUUCAAAAGAGGUUGGAAGACAGUCUAUGAAUGUGAACAUUGAAUUUUUUGAUGACUGAUUAAUGUCUAAUUAUAGUCUAGACUUCUUAAUGAAAUUUCAUGAAAAAAACUUAAGUCAACAUUAUGAAUGUCCAUAAAAAAAAAAAGAAAGAAAUCAAAGUCAUAUAUUACAAGGAACAUUUUCAGCCCCACCUUUACUGUGGCCCUUCCAGACACUUCCAGUGUGUUUGAUGACAAGCUGGAGUUGUUUAAAGCAUAAACAGGCCUUUAGCAGCAGAUCUUUGUUGUAACGUCGCUACCUGCCUCGAUCUGGUAGUUUUUUUUUAGUAGGUUAUUAAUGAAAUGCCAAUCUUUUUGAUCAAAUUUCCACAGGUUUUUUUGUAUGAUGAGUGUACAGUAGGGCGCCCCCCGGUGGAUGGGACGUUGCAGUCUGCCGCGGCUGAGCACCGGUGGACUGCGCGAUCACUGGAGUCACGGCUGGAAUUGGCAGUUUGGAAGGCGUCCGGCGUGCCAGCUCCAGACACACACGUACUGACAACUGUUUCACCGUUCGUCCACGUCUGGACCGACGCCUUUGACUUGGAUGGAAACUGUUUGGUCCGGGACUGAGGAGUGCAACUGUGAUUGCAUUUGAGUUUUUUCUGUGAAGCGGCUCCUGCACUGAAGCGGGUGUUUGCAGUCAGAGCCUCAGACUUUCUCUGGGAUGUAUCCGAUUACACUUCCAAGUAUCCACAUGCUUGUAUUGACCUGUAUUUGCACAAAUCUGUUAUUUUCCUAUUAUUUAUGGGUCAGAAGGGAAACAGGAGCUGUUUAGGGUUCAUGGAUCUAUACUGAUGAUGCAGCCACAUCCAGCCUGCCAAUCACUGAUAUUUCACAUCUUCACAUUUAUUUUGAUUUUAUUUGUCAUUUCCAAUUUUCUCCAUAACUUGAGUCCAAAUUCCUGGAGAAGAAUUGAAAAGUGUGUUUGAAUACCGACAUGCACUCAUUUAGUAAAGAGGGUUUAAACUGUGGGUGAGGGGUGUUUUCCCCCCGAAAGGUUUCCUGAUAAAGCCUACCACUUCCUAAAAAAAACAUCACGUCGGGUGCUCAGGAGGUUUUUUCUGUUUCUGUUGUGAUCACAGAGCUACAUGAUGGAUGUGUGUGGAAAACAGCUGAACACACUUCCAGGAGAGCAGACUAUGAUACAUUACAGGAACAAACCCAGUCGGGCCGUCUUGCUGAGGAUGGAGCGAAUCAGUUUGGAGCCUGAGAUCUAUUCGGUCAAACAAUGCAGUUCAUAUGCAAGAAUAACAUGAUCAUGAUCACCGCUGAGUGGAAUAAAGUCCACAUGUAGUUCUGAUUUUAAGCGAGUCCAAAAUUCAAGCUGCACCGGUUCCUCAAAUCUACAUAUAUCAACAGUUUAUUUGUGUCCGUAAUUACUGCAGUGGAUCCGUCGGUAGAAUUCAAGAUACAGUAUUGCAAGGAACUAGAAUCAGUGAAGUUUGGCCCUCUGAACCGUCUCCAUCAUCCUGAAAGGCGUCCUGACCUUCACUCAUGUGGUUUGAAUUCAUCAAAUCCGUCCUUCAGUGUGUCGCUCUGGUACGGGAGACUCUGUCGCCCCUCUGCUAUCAGAUUCCUCCACUCCCGUCCCGACCGCCCUGCUCCUGCCGCCUGGCCUUGGGAAUUACCCCCAAACUGCUGUCGUGGUUUUUUAUUGCUGUCAAAGGAGAAGGACGAGUCAGAGGACCGUUUUCAGUCUCUCAUCUGGACAUGUUGCCUUUUGCUGCAUUACUGCCUUUGCCUUCGGUUCCACUUCGACAGAGCGUCCGGUUCAGGAAGUGCUUUAGCGUCGGGAGGAGGGACGAGCUGUCGCACCACUAGAGGCUGGCUUGUGCUUUUCCUCCUGCUGUGGACUCAGUGGGAGGUUUGAUUUCCUCGUGAAGGUUUAAGACUGUUUAUGUAAAACUUUGGAAACGCCGCCACCACUUUCACCCCCUCCCCUUCACCUCGCAUCCGGAUUGUGCGAUUUAAUGCUGGAAUCUUUCUCUACUUUAUGGUUUUUGCCUCAUUCCAACAUGACAGGGCUAAACGUUUUCUUGGUUGUUUACAUGCUGUAAGUGUUGUUGUGUGAUUCCGUACCGACAGACUGUAUAAUCUGAGUUUGGGGGCUUUUCCCCCUCUUGAGAGUCUUGUACAUAUUGCUAUUUAUUUUGCGUGCGUGCGUGUGUGUGUGUGUUUGUGUGUGUGUGAGUGAGUAUUCACGAGCCACGUUUCUUUGCACCUUGUGGUGUGGAGCCAGCGGAUGGUAGCCAGUCCACUUUGUCAGUGUGGACACUUCACGUGUAUUGCAGACCCUUCGUCCCAGCACCGGACCCCACAAACAUUCGUCUUUUCUGGCCCUGGAUCCAUCACUGACAGCUUCUCUGCCACUCUGCUGUUACUUUCGUUCUUUCUUUCUUUUGUGGCAGGAGGGAAUUGUUCAGAGGAAUGUUUCAUACAGCCGGAUGGGAACAAGCCAAGCUGAUUGUAAAAUGACUGAGUGUCACUGAGCUCAACAAACUGAACCAGAGUGAAGUUCAAACCAACUCAGAGCUGCAGUUCUUCAUCAAUGGCAGAAGAUGUUUUCCCAGCAUGGCUUAUUCUUCGUAUUUUUACUAAGACAUUUCGAUGAAAAGGGAAUUCAAAAGUCAGAUUGAAGAUGUGAAUGUAAUGCAGGCAAAUUGAAAAUGGAGAAUAAAUUCCAUUACUAAGCCACAGAGGUGACAGGUUCUCCCUCAGGCUCCAGCAGUCGGUUUCAGUCAUAACAGUGAUUAUACAUUUUAUUACAAUAAUCACACAGAAUUUGACGUUCGGCAAACAAUACUGCUGAAUGUGAAGCCGCUGUGCCACUUGUCAAUUAAUCAGUUUUACUACUGAUGCCACACUUUAAUUUGACUUUAAAUAGUUAUUUGCUUUUUUUUGUCUCGUCAUUGAAAUGGAUUAAAUGUAGAAGAUGUGCAAGAAAAAAAACACAGUGAGAAGCUGUUCUGGUCAAUGAUAGACAGAUAUGAGUGGUUGCAUUUUGUAGACGCUAAAUGUAAACUGGUUCAUAAUAAAAACAACCAGAAAUAUAACAACAGAAAAGGCAUCAGAGGAGGAACUUCAAAUUCAGAUGUUGAAAUUUUUAUUUUCAAAUAAAGCUAAUAGGAAUGAAGCCUUUCACUUCAUCUAAAUACUCCAAUAGAAUAAAUCAAAUGUUUCAGAUAAACACAUUUUUAACAUUAAUCUUUUUUUUUUUUUAACAAAAACAAUCAUUUUUGCAUUACAAAUGAUGAACAUAAUUCUUGAUCAGUGGUUUUCACUUCGUGGAUCCAGCAUUUAUAUAAUAUAACACAACAAACCUGUAAAGUUUGGAGGAAGAUGUUCUUGCAAUAUUGAUUCUAAACUUUUAUUACAUUAUUGGCUCCGUUCCAUUUAAAAUGUUCCAAACUAUCUGCAGUUAUUAUAACGGACCCUCGAUGACGCCUUGCUUGAGACACGCAGCCCCUCUGAGGUUGUUUGUACUUAUUCACCUAAGGUCAAAAGAAUUGUACAAACUGCAAAGAUGAGCUGAUAACAGUGCUGAAUGAAAGUGUUAAAAAUGUAACCAUCACCCUGCUAGCUGCCUCCAUCAGUUUCUGGAUCAACAUUUGGAACCACGAAUAACUGUUGACUCAGCCGGACAGGACAAAGCGAAGGAAUGAGAUCCUGCAGGUCCUGGUUUCUUCUGCUGAGUGAGCUCGGCUUUUCCCGGUGCCUCUCCUGUAUGAAACACUCCUCCGGCCUCAUGAGCCAAGCGCUGAAAGAUUUCCCUCCAGCUGUGUGUGCGUCGACGCUCGUAGUGUUUGGACAGUGAGCGAGUCCUCUCUCACCAGUGGCGAUGACCUCUGAACUUUUAAACGAAUGACCUGACGGCGCGGCCCUCCAGUUACACUGUCUUCACUAAGUGCAUGUUUUGGAGAA